Messenger RNA from Notodromas monacha, 3828 nucleotides. Lineage: Eukaryota; Metazoa; Arthropoda; Ostracoda; Podocopida; Cyprididae. The record is from the annotation of a GenBank genome assembly.
AUGGAAUGUGUUUUUCGGAAUUGCAAGAGUGGAGCACCUGCUUCUUCAGACUCCUCACCUGGCGGUUUAUUGAGUCACGCGAAUUCCGCAGGGAAACGAGUCCCGCUGAAAAACAAGAGCGGCGUGAGCCGUUACGGCCACCACCAGCAGCAGCACCAACAGCAGCAGCAGGGCCAGCAGGGUGCAGGUACCUACCCCGCGGGGGAGCUGGUGCUGGAGGAAGGGGACCACGAGAUCCCGGAUGGGCUGCGGUUCCUGGGCGAGCGGGAGAUGAGCAGCCUGGGGGCGAGGAUCCCGGCGCUGCGGCGGCGCGGCGCCAAGACCAACACUAUCCGCCAGCACUACUACCCCGAGGGCGGCUGGGGUUGGGUAGUGGUCGCCUGCGCCCUGGCCACGCAUUGCCUGUGCGCCGGCGCCCAGCUCGCAGUGGCGCUCCUGCUCGUCCACGCCGCCUCCGACCCGCACCACUUCCGCAAGCCCGGCGGCGGCGACUAUGCCUACGAAGAUCUGGGUCUUGUGGGUUGGUUCGCUAUGCUUGUCAACAAGCAUAUUCACGUCGCCGUUCGUGGUUGCGUUGUGCCGAAGGAAAUCAACCCGGCUCACGGCUGUUGUUGGAGGUCUGAUCAUGGCUCUCGCUUGUCUCUUCACAUCGUUUGCUCAGCAGAUUCAUCAGAUAUUUUUCAGGACGACUCAAAAUCCUUUGUAGUGUGGGUUGGUUCGCUAUGCUUGUCAACAAGCAUAUUCACGUCGCCGUUCGUGGUUGCGUUGUGCCGAAGGAAAUCAACCCGGCUCACGGCUGUUGUUGGAGGUCUGAUCAUGGCUCUCGCUUGUCUCUUCACAUCGUUUGCUCAGCAGAUUCAUCAGAUAUUUUUCAGUGUCAUUUGUCUCUUGUGGGCUGGCGGGAUCAAUUCCAGUUACGGGAUCAUGUUGGGGGUUGGAGUCGGUUUGUCAAGAGAGACCUCGGGAUUGAUGCUUGGACAGUACUUCAAGCGACGGAGGGAAUUCGUGGAGGCCAUAGCGCAGUCCGGUUCCGGCAUUGGAAUAACCAUUUUCUCGCACUUUUUCUACAAAGUUAUAGGUGACAUCGGAUGGCGGUUGGGACUGCAGGCGUUUACCGGCCUGGUGUUCCUUUGCUUCUUUCUGGGCAUUUUCUACCGAUCGGCGUCAUUAUACCAUCCGCAACGACGAGCGAUCUUGCACUUGAAAAGUCAAAAGCGGAAGGUGAAAGACACCAAGAAGCAGAUUAUUGAGAAGCCUCCCUACUGUGAUUUUUCCUCGCUCCGAUCGAAGCAUGUGCAGAUUCUGAUGGUAUCAAAUGCACUCUGCGGUUUCGGCAUCUACUCGCCACUCUUCCAUCUUGCGAGGAAUGGGCUGGAUCAACAAAUACCAAAGCACUCCGUUGUUCUGUUGUACACUUAUUGCGGACUGGCGUACGUGAUCGGCUGCAUCGGCACUGGCAUGAUGGUUGUCCGGAGAAGCCAGAACUGCAUGAUCUCAAGGCAAUACUUGCACCAAGCCAUUGUCUUCUCUCUAGAAAGGCCUGAAGAAGAUUCGGUUAUGGAGGCGAGGAAUGGGCUGGAUCAACAAAUACCAAAGCACUCCGUUGUUCUGUUGUACACUUAUUGCGGACUGGCGUACGUGAUCGGCUGCAUCGGCACUGGCAUGAUGGUUGUCCGGAGAAGCCAGAACUGCAUGAUCUCAAGGCAAUACUUGCACCAAGCCAUUGUCUUCUCUCUAGGAUUGAUCCUUUUCGCCCUGUGCAUGAUCCGGGACUACCACGGUUAUGCCUUGUUCAUGUGGCUCUAUGGUUUGUUCCUGGGCGCCAAUGCGUAUUCGCUGAGGGUGUACACCUAUGAGCAGACGAGAGCGAGGAACUUUGCGAGAGCCAUAGCAUUCAUUCAAUGGGUCGCAUUCAUCCCGAUUCUCAUAGGCAUUCCUAUUACCGGGUACAUAAAUGCUAGUCAACCGAUGUCGGGGUAUUAUUUCUCGUGCUCUUGCGUGAUGCUCAGUGGAGUGAGUCUCUUCGCACUGAACUACGUGAGCUACGAAGAACCCAACAGCCCCGAAGGAAGAAGGAGCGUGGAUCAACAGAAGACCCCGAAUGGCGACGGUCGUCAUCACGAUAACCCAGAAAAUGGCGGUCCCGUGUGCCUCUGUCCGGCUAGUCUGCACAAGAUGGAUCCUGCAAAUCAAUAUCGACGCAGAAGUGAGGCAUCUGCGCUGAAAGCCGGGGAUUAUUUGGCGUGCAUUGCGGAAGAGGUGCCGAAUGGACAACCGGAAGAACUCCAGUAUCCGGGAGAAUUUGAAUAUGAGUAUGCGGCCAGUUGCAACAAAGUUACCGACUUUUUGCUGUACAACGAUUUUGAUGAAAGAUAUUCAUCAAGUGCUGGACCAGGUGGGCCUUGCAGUACGCAAAGCCAUCCGGGAAUCCUCACACUGCCCAAGAAACAUAAGCCGUCGGGCUCAUCCCUGCACAAUAAUCUGAGUUACAGUGAGCCUGAGGCACUGGGCAGGAUUGGUCAACAAAUUGCUGCAGCGGAAGCUGUUCAUAGCAAUAGCCAUCAUCUUUUCCAACAACCUCAGUCGCAGCAGCCGCAGCAGCAUCAAAUGGUACCACAGGCUUAUGGUGGAUCCACGGGAAUCCUGCUGAGAAUGCCGUCUGGUACGUUUGUGGCGCCGGACUCGGGUGCCCAGCAGCAGGGGCCAGCGCUGAACAUCUUGGAUGACCUGCAGACUGCUGGCACUUUGAUCCAGCACUCGGUGCCUGGAUUCGUCAGGGAAAUGACGACGACAGUGUGAACUCAUUUGAUUUUUCUUCCUUCCUUCCUGAAAGUCUCAUUGUGACAAUGUUUUCCACCAGUUUUUGAUCUCAUUCCUUUCAGUAUAGUGGUUCAGCAAAAGUUCGAAGUUUUCCUCUUUCAUUUUAGAAGAAAGCUGUUUAUUUUCUCAUCUUGAAAGUUUCUCUCAUGGCAUUUGAGUCCCUUUUUUCCAAAUUGAUCGAAAUCAGGGAAGACCACAGUAUUUCAAUGAUUCUAAGUUUUUGCUUAUGAAAUUAGAACAAUGUUGCUCACGCUCUUGAAUUGCUGGAUUAUGUUCAAUAAGAUUUUAGACAGUUGGUGAUGAAAAUAUUUUAGGUCUUGAAUAUUCAAGUGAAGUUGGGUUAUACCUAUCAGUUGCUCAGCUCAAUAUUUACUGGAAGGAAGCGUCAAUUGGAAUCUUUUCACAAGAGCAAAAAAUCAACAGCUUUUCGUUUCUUUGAAAAAUUCGAACUUUUGAGCGCCACUGGUGGUACCAAUGAGGAACUUUUUGAUAGAAUGCUGUUCCAUUUUGGAACUUCUUUCAACUGCCAAAGUUACGAGUUUUUGAUGUGUUGAAUGAGGUGUUUUAUAUGGCUGUGAUGGCAACUUGUUCUCUAUAAUGCAUGCAUAGUGAGCAGGAAGAGAGGAUUUUGAAAGCUUCCAACAGAUAGAUUGAAGAGGGGGAAAGAGUGGGUUUUGAAGACUUUUUGUUGACCUGUGGAUUCAUGGAAUUGGUGCAAUGUUGGAUGAUUUUUUUUCCAUUCUUUAUUGGGGGCCCGUCUGUGGAAGGUGUUAGUGUGAAACACUCUUUCGCUGUUGUCAUCAAACAUCAGAGGUUUUCAUUUUCCUUCCAGAGAUUCUGAAUGAUUUCGUUUUGUGCCCCAAGAUUAGGUUGAUGUCCUUAUAAGAGCUACCUCCUACAAGACGGGCUCGAAUGUUUUUGGUAUUGGAGUGUUCUUGGAAAUCACGGUCGGAUGCGUAGUUGCUUAUGGGAUGGAUUUAAUUCGUGGAAUAAAAUCCGUUUCUUCCA